AUGCCGCGUCUGCAUUAUCAGCAUGAAAUCUAUCGCUUCAUCGCGGGACCGCUUGGUCACAUAGAAGGCGUAACAGUAUCCGAGCGCGCCAAUCCAUCGCAACCGCUCCUUCACUAUUUUGGAGGCCUUCCGUAUGCUCUGCCACCCAUUGGGAAACAUCGCUUCCGCAGGCCAAGAGCACUGCCAGAUCAAUACCGAUACGGAACAAAAGCCAGCCCCGGCCGCUUCACUCGCGGCACAGCGUACUGUCCGCAACCUAGAAGGUUCGCGAACCUCGACACUGAGCUGUGGGAUGAAGACUGCUUGCAGCUGAACAUCUAUCUGCCUGCUGGAAAGAAGCGUCCGGCAAACGGAUGGCCCGUCUUCUUCUAUAUCCACGGCGGCUUCCUCCAAUGGGGUACUGCCAAUGAACCGCCGAGAGCAAUUGCUCCGCUCAUGAGCGAGACAGCAUUCGAGGCAAUAAUAGUAUCACCGUCGUACCGCCUUAACUUGUUUGGCUUCCUAUCCAGCAAGGAGUUACAAGCAGAGGCCCAAACAUCUGGCGAACAUGCUGGCAAUAUGGGCUUCUGGGACCAGCGCACCGCUUUGGAGUGGACAGCGAAGAGCAUAGAGUAUUUUGGUGGUAACCCGGGCAACAUCACCGUUGGUGGCUACUCCGCUGGAGCUCACAGUGCAUUUCACCAGCUAGCUCACGAGCUGUACUUCGUACCGGACGAUCAGGCUAUCAUUAAGCGAACGAUAUGUUGGUCGAACUCUCCGGGCGUACAGCCGCGGACUGCUUCCGACCACCAGAAGCAGUUUGACGAGCUCUUGGAAGCUCUCAAGAUACCACCUUCAUUGUCGAGCGAGGUCAAGCUCGAGCGGCUGCGAGCAGUGCCUAUCAAGCAGCUGGUCGAUAUACAGGAGAAGCUUAAAAUAUCAGAGUUCCGAGCUACUUCGGACGAGUCUUUCGUUUCGAAAACUCUCAUUGCAAAGAUCAAUAGCGGCGACUUCGCAAAGCGGAUGAAAGCGCGCAACAUCAAACUGAUGAACGGCGAGUGUAAGGAGGAGCACAAUCUUUACAGGUCUUGGAGGACGCCAGCAAACUCGUACGAUGCUGUGCGCACUCGACUCAUUGGAGACUACCCAGAAGACGUCGUUGACAAAUUGAUGCAUCACUACUGCCGUGGCACCAAGGCUCUACCACCUGCGCGCAACGACUGGCCAGACCUCUUUGGCCGCAUCUAUGCUGACAUGCAAGUACAUCACCUUGAACGUGGAUUCCAUCGUGCCUUGGAGAAUGGCGGCCUUGAGUUCGGCAAGGACGUCUUCCGCUACCGCUUUGACUGGCGCGCCGGCUGCGUGGACUCUUACUUCCCGCCUGAAUGGGGCGUGACCCAUGCAACGGACAUGGCUAUUUGGUUCUGGGGCUUGGACUACGGCGACGGCCUCUCAGACCAAGACAAAGAAGUACUCAAGACAUGGAAUCAAGGUUUCGCCGCUUUUGUGAAAGAUGAAGAUCCGCAAUGGGGCACUCAUGGCAUCAAAGACAUGAAGCGGUUGAGGAGCGACGGCAGGACGGACAUUUGGAUCGACGAGCAAUGGCAGGCCGGCUUGGAUGUUUGGGAUCUCGUCAAUGGUGGCAAUGCGGCAGGCGUUGUUGGCUGGAUCAGGUCUAAGCUGUAG
Saxophila tyrrhenica is the source of this 1665-nucleotide messenger RNA. RefSeq lists its product as uncharacterized. Gene Ontology annotation, molecular function: serine hydrolase activity. The transcript is spliced from 2 exons. NCBI's taxonomy places the organism in Eukaryota, Fungi, Ascomycota, Dothideomycetes, Mycosphaerellales, Extremaceae. The record is from RefSeq and is a predicted model, not a curated record. Bases 1 to 1665 code for a protein of 554 amino acids.